This is a messenger RNA of Monodelphis domestica (gray short-tailed opossum), 1749 nucleotides long. Its product is annotated as flavin-containing monooxygenase 5-like. The record is from RefSeq and is a predicted model, not a curated record. Gene Ontology annotation, molecular function: NADP binding; N,N-dimethylaniline monooxygenase activity; flavin adenine dinucleotide binding. Lineage: Eukaryota; Metazoa; Chordata; Mammalia; Didelphimorphia; Didelphidae.
CUCAAGGAUUAGCAGCCUAAAUGGUCAGGAAAGUCCAGUCCAAGCUAGUCAGGGAAGAGAUCAUGGCCAAGAAGAGGAUUGCUGUGAUUGGAGCUGGAGUCUGUGGCCUAGGGGCUAUCAAGUGCUGCUUGGAUGAAGACCUGGAGCCCACUUGCUUUGAAAGGAAUGAUGAUAUUGGAGGACUCUGGAAAUUCCAAAAAAAUACUGCCGAGAAACUGCCCAGUAUCUACAGGUCUUUGACCAUCAAUACAUCCAAGGAGAUGAUGUGUUACAGUGACUUUCCCAUCCCAGACCAUUUUCCCAACUACAUGCACAACUCCAAAGUCAUGGAAUACUUCUGGAUGUAUGCUAGACACUUUGACCUCCUGAAAUAUAUCCGCUUUAAGUCCAAGGUGCAAAGUGUAAGGAAACGCCCAGAUUUUUCUUCUUCUGGUCAAUGGGAUGUGGUUGUGGAGACUGAUGAGAAACAGGAGUCCUUUGUCUUCGAUGGGAUUCUGGUUUGCAGUGGCCAUCAUACUGAUCCCAACUUCCCUCUUGAGUCUUUCCCAGGCAUUGAAAAGUUCAAAGGUUACUAUUUCCACAGCCGGGAGUACAAAAGUCCAGAAGAAUUUUUAGGAAAGAGAAUCAUUGUCAUUGGUAUUGGGAAUUCUGGAGCAGAUAUUGCAGUGGAACUCAGUCGUGGAGCAAAACAGGUCUUCCUUAGCACGAGACAUGGAUCAUGGAUAUUACAUCGUGUUUGGGACAAUGGCUACCCAAUGGACAGCUCAUUCUUCACUCGGUUCAAUACUUUGCUUUGGAAAAUAUUAAGUUCUAGUAUAGUUAACAGUCAUUUGGAGAAGACCUUGAAUUCAAGAUUUAACCAUGCCCACUAUGGUCUGCAACCUCAGCACAGAUUUUUAAGCCAGCAUCCAACUGUCAGUGAUGACCUGCCAAAUCACAUAAUUUCUGGUAAAGUCUUGGUGAAGCCAAACAUAAAGGAAUUCACUGAGACAGGUGUCAUUUUUGAGGAUGACACCGAAGAAGAGAACAUCGAUGUGGUCAUUUUUGCUACAGGAUACAAAAUUAGUUUUCCUUUCCUUGAAGAUCUCAUCAGAGUCACCAAUAAUGAGGUGUCCCUCUAUAAGCUUAUGUUUCCACCUGACCUGGAACAGCCAACACUAGCAGUCAUUGGCCUCAUCCAACCCCUAGGAAUUGUCCUACCCAUCGCAGAGCUCCAGAGUCGCUGGGCUACACGAGUGUUCAAGGGGCUGAACAAAUUACCUUCUAUGAAGAAUAUGAUGACUGACAUCACACAGAGAAAGACAGCUAUGGAAAAACGGUAUGUGAAGAGUCCCCGCCAUACAAUCCAAGUGGAUCAUAUUGAGUACAUGGAUGAAAUUGCCACCCAAGUUGGUGUGAAACCCAACCUUCUGUGGCUCUUCCUAUGGGAUCCCAAACUAGCCUGGAAGGUUUUCUUUGGUCCCUGCACUCCCUACCAGUACCGUCUGCAGGGACCUAGGAAAUGGGAUGGUGCCAGAAGAGCCAUACUGACUCAGAUGGAGAGAAUACUCAAACCCAUGAAAACCCGCUCUGUCAAUACUGAGAAAAAUCCAUGUUCAGAACUUUCUUGGGUUAAGAUGGCACCUAUUGGCUUUGUAGCUUUGGCCAGUAUCUUAUCUUACUAUCGUUAUAUCUAUCAUCCUAAAAGGAAGUAAAUUAAUGUGUUAAUGAAUAGUAAAACAUAAAAUCAUUUCUAUACCUCCUGAUUUU